Messenger RNA from Funneliformis geosporum, 242 nucleotides. Lineage: Eukaryota; Fungi; Glomeromycota; Glomeromycetes; Glomerales; Glomeraceae. The record is from the annotation of a GenBank genome assembly.
UGCUAGGUCUAAAAUUUAUUGGAGAAAUAAAUAUAGAGCCAGAUGUGUACAUUUCUGAAGUGUGCAAGGCAUGUCCAAAUUUACAAUGGCUAAGUUUUGAAAAUUGUGGGUCGCGCAUACUUAGCAAUGAAAAUCUGGAAGUACUUCUAGUUGAGUGUCCUAAUUUAAAAAGACUCACGAUAAGAGGUUCUAGGCAAAUAAGUCCAAAAGCAUUUUUUAAAAAUUCCAGAGCUGGCUCCUAG